Messenger RNA from Funneliformis caledonium, 147 nucleotides. The record is from the annotation of a GenBank genome assembly. NCBI's taxonomy places the organism in Eukaryota, Fungi, Glomeromycota, Glomeromycetes, Glomerales, Glomeraceae.
AUGGUGGUGCUGUUAAAUUGUUUACGCCUAGAAGACACUUUUGAUGAUAUUAUCAAGGUUAAUGUUGGCGAUAAACUUGAGGAUGAUAAUAACGUUGAAAUCGAUAUUAGUGAUGCAACUGUCUCAGAUCUCAAACGCUUAUUCAGC